This is a messenger RNA of Bombus terrestris (buff-tailed bumblebee), 6834 nucleotides long. Its product is annotated as C2 domain-containing protein 5. Gene Ontology annotation, molecular function: calcium ion binding; calcium-dependent phospholipid binding. The record is from RefSeq and is a predicted model, not a curated record. The coding region runs from base 167 to 5782 and encodes 1871 amino acids. Gene Ontology annotation, cellular component: plasma membrane. Gene Ontology annotation, biological process: positive regulation of protein targeting to membrane; positive regulation of D-glucose transmembrane transport; intracellular protein transmembrane transport. Lineage: Eukaryota; Metazoa; Arthropoda; Insecta; Hymenoptera; Apidae. The transcript is spliced from 15 exons.
AUCGCACUUCACGUUUAACGCGAUAAACCAUACGAAUUUUGUAAAGAGUAAUAAUUUGGACGCUAUCCAAUUCCAAUUAUAAUGUUCUAUCACAUAAUCAUAAUAUUCGGAUUUCGAACGUUAUUGGUAAAAUAAUAGGAUUUUAUUAAAGUAAUUAUCCGUCAGGAUGCCAGGGAAGAUAAAAGUAAAAGUAUUGGCGGGUCGCAAUCUGCCAGUAAUGGAUCGUUCUGGUGAUACGACGGAUGCAUACGUCGAAUUAAAAUUUGGCAAUAUAACGUUUAAAACAGACGUAUGCAGAAAAUCGCUCAAUCCUCAAUGGAAUUCAGAAUGGUACAGGUUCGAAGUUGAUGAUUCUGAACUGCAGGAUGAGCCAUUGCAGAUCCGAUUAAUGGACCAUGAUACCUAUUCUGCAAACGAUGCAAUAGGGAAAGUUUAUAUAAACUUAAAUCCAUUAUUGUUGCCUGGUGUUCCUCCCACAGUUAAAAAUAUCUGGACAUUAGAGGCUGCAAUGAAUACCAAUGCUGGUUCUCAAAGUGGUUCUGUUAUGACUGGAUGGAUACCAGUGUAUGAUACAAUGCAUGGAAUUCGUGGUGAAGUUAAUAUUAUUGUUAAAGUAGAGUUAUUUUCUGAUUUUAAUAGAUUCAGACAAUCUUCCUGUGGAGUACAAUUUUUUUAUUCACCAAAUAUACCUCACGGAUAUCAUACUCAAAGUAUACAUGGUUUUGUAGAAGAAUUAGUUGUUAGUGAUGAUCCUGAAUACAAAUGGAUUGAUAAGAUAAGAACACCCAGAGCCUCAAAUGAGGCAAGGCAAACAUUAUUUUUUAAACUAAGUGGGGAAGUUCAAAGGAAAAUUGGCUUGAAAGCUCUAGACCUUGGUGGAAAUGCUGUUAUUGGGUAUUUACAAAAUUUUGACCUGGAAGGUGAAUCUGGCAUUGUAGCUCGGGGGAUAGGUACAGCCGUUACACUUGUGAAAUUGCAGGAUACCUUGAACUUUUCAUCUGACGAUAUAGAAGAGGCAUUCUUUUCACAACACAAAGCACAAAAGGAACGUACAGGACUCGAUGAGAGUAUGCCGUUAUAUCCCGUUACUUCCACUCAUAUCCUUGAUCCUCGUUUUGCGAAUACACAAACCACGCGUGUAAAGGAUGAUUUUCCACAUCAUUCAAAGAUAUCUAGAAGUCCUCGGCGAAUUAUGACAAAGACUGAAUGUCCUUGCCGUAAAUUACGUGACAUAAGAACUAUUGAGAGGUCAUCAGACACGAAUAAUUUAAAGAAAACUCCAGUUUCAUACCCGACUUCAACUGAAUCCAUUAUUCAAGAUGCGUCCAUAAGAAUGAUGCUAGCGUUGGAAGAUGAAAGAGGUGAAAGCAAAAAUAUAUUGGACGUUCGCAAAAAUUUAAGGAGAUUAUUUAGUACAAGUGAUACAGAAAGUAAAUCUAGUACUUCUUGGUUAAAUAGUUCAGCUAGAUCUUCCGUUGGAAGUAUUCAAUAUUCAAAGAAAGGGAAAGCACUUAAGGACAGUAAAGAAGGAGUUGCCGCUCUUUUAAUAAAGUCUAUACAUAAUGUUCCCUUAGAGCAUGUUAAGGAAGAUCAUGAAUUAUCAACAGCCCUUUCUCUGUCUGAUAAUACGAAGGAACACGAAAAUAUCGAUGAACAUGCUAUCCAAAAAGGAAAAAAUAAGGAUGAUUUUAAAGCCGAAAUCUAUACCGUAACCCCGAAAGAACAGAUGAAGAGGGAACACGAUUCUUCGUUCGAAGAAAACACAUCCAGUUCUAACGGUUUUUCGAACGAAUCAUCAAUUGAUAGUACUAGUUAUAAUAUUUUAAACGAUUCAAAAUUUUCAACCGACGAAGAAUUGGACGUCAUCGAUCAGUUUAGGAAACUUCGUAGAGCCGAUACUUUCCCUUCAUUAAAAAGAAAACCAACGCAAGUAAGGUUACAAGGAACAGAUAGCGAUACGUGUCCUCUUCACGAAGAGAGUACAUCCCCUCCACUUGUUAAAUGCCUAUCUAUGAAUCAAAUAUUGACAUUUAAUUUCGAAUUUGCUGCAAGUUCGGAAAUAAGGAAAGAUCAUCCGCAAACAGCAACAGCAGGGUUUAAUAAAAAUCUGGAAGGUGAGAAAGUUUUACAAAGCCGACAAAGUAGUGAAAAUUUACAAGACUUCAAUCUUCCGCUCGCGACGAGUACGCCUGUAGAAAGUUCUGUAGAAGAAACGAAAUCGGAUUCUUCAAUUAUUGAUGUAGCAAAAAAAUUAACUGCUCUUGUUACUGAUUAUGAAAAAUGUGACGAACUUAAACAAUGUAAUCAAAUUUCUGUAAUAAGGGAACCUACUUCAGAAGAUAUUUUGAAUGAUGUGGAUAAUGUGAAAGAUAAUGAAUCAUCUUAUGCCGAUGAUUGUGAAGUACCUAUCUCGACGUAUUCUCUGUUGCAAAGUGCAAGUAAAACUGAAAGUAAGGAUAAGGUAGCAAUACCUAGGCGGAUAGAUAGAGAUUUCUUUCAAAGAUUUCCUUCUGUGAUCGAUGAGGUAGAUGAAAUCACUUUGAAAGACUCUUUUAAAGAUAAGCAACACACUGAAAGAUUAGAGGAGGGCGAUGCAUUAAAAUUAAUUUUAUUAUCACGAUCACUUCCAUCAUUACAACAGUAUGAAUUCUCUACUGCAGAGUCAAAUUUAAGAAAAGAUCUGGACAAUAAACUAACGCCAGAAACUAUGUCGAAAACUUCGUCCAGCAUCGAAAGUUUAUUACAAUCUUCGUGCAACGAAACUUUUGAUGUAAUUCACAAGAAUAGACAACGUCGUAUGUUAGAUUUAAUCAGAAUAAUUGACACGAAAAUGAUGGUGCAUCCGCUUCAUCAUAAUAACAACGAUGGUCACUUUAGAAGGAAAAGACGAGAUAGAGCAUGCAGAAAUAUUAAUCCUCGAAAUUUACAUGAGAAUUUGCAUAAUCAGUUUCUGAAAAAACACCUCCACAAUCAGAAAUGGGCAAAAGUUACACGUGUGUCCUCGUUCUCUAAAGAUUUUCCUUUAGGCGAAUCCAUGCCAACAUUGCGUACACCUGACACCUCGUCCUACAAUUCCUCUCUCGAGAGUGUAAUCAUCUACGACACGCUAAUUCGAUCACAUUUAUGCAGAACAACUGAGUCGUUUUAUUCGAGAGAUAACUUCAUAACCAAAAGAUCUACAGUCGAUCCGAAAACGUACGAGAUUGCUGCGAAAGAAUUAACUCUAGAUACACAAAGCAGCGAUUCGUUUAAAAAUGAUAAUAACACCAUAGAAAUGAAUCAACUAAAGCCAAAAGAUACUAACCAUUCGACAUCAUUCACAUCUGUAGAUCAUGCGGUACAUGAGAGUCAUAGCAUUUGUAAUAUAAGAGAAGCAUUAGAUCAGGAUGAAUUAACUAAUAUUACUAACACUGCUAAUAUGACUUACAACUCGUGUGUGUCCCCCCCUUCCCUCGAUCAUAGGCAACAAGAUGAGGCAUCUCUAAGUCCGUCUUAUCCACUUCCGGCUGUUCCUCCUAUGGUUUCAAAAGUAUGCCAAUUACCGACGACUAAGGCACAACCCACUGCCCCGUUGCAUCGAAGAUCCAGUGACUCUGAUUUGAGCAUUACUCCAAAAGGCAACUCAUUUGGAGCAAAUGAUAGAUCAACGACUGGAUUACUAAAAACGUCAGCUGCUGUGAUAAGAACCAUGAAUCAAGAUGCAUUUGAAAUGUUAGAGUACCCAUUUAUUACGAUGCAACAGUACCCGCCAGGAUUUAUUUUGCAUAUCGGUGGUCUUGUAAGCUCAAGAUCAGUCAAACUUCUCGAAAGGAUCAGCAAUUUAGAAGAACCCGAGAGUCGUGAUGCGUGGUGGAAAGAAGUUAGAAUGGAAGUUCGAUCGCAUGCGAGAGCAUUAGCUUGUAACGUAGUGAUUGGUUACAAAGAGGAAACUAGUAUUUGCGAUGAUGUCUGCGUGUUAAAUGCAUAUGGAACUGCGGCAGUAAUUAAUCUUCAUAGCUCAAGUCAGGAUGCAGACAAUGUUUUUGUUAGUAAAGCACAAUCUGGAUCCGGUGUUAAUGCCACGGAAGUAGAACGCGAGAAAGCUCAACAGAAAUCUGCACCUAUAAAAGAAGAGAAAAGCGAUACGGAUACGUCUGUGCCAACUUCUACGCAAACCUACAAAGUAAGGCAUAUGUCAGAGAGUAGAGAUCACGAGAGAGAUGUCCAAUUUCAAAGUAAAUGCAGUCUCUGUCAUCUACCGUACAACGAGGCGAGUGUUCCGUUUCGUGUAAACGUCUCAAAAUGCGGCAUAUGCAAACGUGCCAGAGUACCGGAUGUGAUGUUCACUACUAUAGAGUUACCAGAAAACGUAUUAAUGACCGGACGAGGAUGCAUCAUUCAAGCUACCGCGUGUAAAACCAAGAAAGAUCUCAGAGGAGAAUUAAAUGCCAAGGAGAUAUCGGAUUGCUUACCAUUUUUAGAAUACGAAUUGCAUAGUUUACUCUUAAACAAAUUAAAGGUCAAAGGAAUGAAUUCGAUAUUUGGCUUGAAGUUACAGAUCUCUGUUGGUGAACGACUAAUCAUUGGUAUGGCUGUGGGUACGGCUAUAUUUUUAACCGCCUUACCCACACCCUCUGUUCCACAAAUUGCUUCUGGAAAUUCUUGGCAUAAAGAGGAGCAAUUAGCAGAAAUUCAGAAAACUUUAGUCGAAACAGUCAAACAGAACAGAGAAUUCUAUCGGCUCAAAUCUGUUGGGGACGUUGAAAAUGGACGUGUCACGACUUCUGAUACCGAUGAAUCGGACGACGAUCUCCCAGAUUUAGAUUUUAGCGUAGGUCCGAGAGAUACUUGUGUGCUAGAAGUCGAUGAUAUCGAAGAUAUGGAUAGAAUAUCGUUACUGAUGGAUGAUAGGCCACCGGAGGAUUUCCACGUAGUAAAUACUCAAACGAUUCCUGGUUUAGACGAUUUGGAAAUCGUGAGGAAUUUGCAAAUGUUUACUCAAAUUUCGAGAACGAAAAUUCCCACUGGACAAUUUGCAUCAAUGCCAUCUAAAUAUUUUGCUAGAUUACUUCAGUCUGUAUAUUUCAAAUUAAGAAGAAUGAUCCCCUGUGCGCUCUGUGACAUGCAAUUUAAGUUGGCGCUUCCCGAGCCAGAUGAAAUACAAUUCACAGUAAUUGGUAUGGCCCUUGGAUUAGGAGAUCCUGUAAAAAUAAAUAAAUCUAAGAAAAAGCUGAUAAGUCAUUCUGCGAGUAAAGACCAAGUUAAAAGACAAGAUGAUAGCGAUAUGAUAUUUAAUCUUGACGUGGAUCAUACGGAAGUUUCGUCGGACAAUGUAUCUAACAGUAAUAUGAAUUCAACUACCCUAGUUCAUGCGCCAUCGCUGAAAUCCCGGAAUCGUUCGCCAUUACGAUCCAAGAUUUUUACAACACGUAAACAUAAACAUGUGCCUUUAAAGGGAAGGUACGGUGUAGAUAUAACACCUCUGUCUUAUCUACCGGGUGGCCGCAUAGAAAGGUAUCUAGGAAAUUUAAACUUCUUCUUCAUUCGUGAGAGCACAUCCAUCAGAGAAAAUGGUGGUCUGAGUGGAUUUACUCAUAGUUUUGUGAUGGAAGUUUUGGCAAUCGUUCGCGCGCAUAUUACGGCUUUGGGUGGUAAUGCGAUGGUAGCGUUUUUUAUGACCAAGUGCGUACUCCUCCACAGUCCGCACAAAAACCAAGGUCAAUGUUUGAUAAAUGUCGGCGGAGAUGUGGUAUCCGUAUCGUACUUCACAGAUGAAAAACACUGUGGUGUUUCAAAUUGCUGACCCCAACCUCCACAUUCUGCACCUCCAUAGCUACAACCGCACUCCGAGAAGCAACGUUGGAGAUUUGACUUCUCGCUGAUCGAUAAACUCCAUUAAUCGUUUUGGACAGAUCGUAUCUUUUAUCUUACAAUCCUGUGAUAGGAUAGAGUUUGUAAAUAUUCGAAUCUUUAGCGUAUAAGUACUAUAAGUUGCGAGAAUUCGAUUAAUGGAUUUAGAUAAGUUUAUCAAAUUUCGUAAAUUUAGUUAAGCGGCUUUCUCUAACGAAAACGAUAAUUGUGUUACAAGACGCACAUGUUCGAUUCAGCACGGUCUUAGGUAGGCCUUUUAAAGAAUUCUAAAUGCUGCUUCGAUGAUUAGGUGCCUUGAAAAUUGCACAGAAAAUUUGCGAACGAUUCUUCUGUUCAACGAAGUAGAUAGUCGUUGGAGGCAAAUUGUAUGAUUCAGGCAUCUGAAUGGAUUCCCAUUUCUCGUUCGGUUGUAACAAUAACAACAAAAGGAAAAGACGUAGACAUUUCUUAAGUUCUGACACAGAUGAAAGUGCGGUGAUCGAUAUUAGUGUGGAUAAGCGUUCGCUCUCUUUAAAGGAUGAUAACGAUCGACGUUGCUGGCUCGUAAAAAUGAAUUUGCCAGUAAACAUUUGUUUAUAAUUUUGCAGAUAUUAGAAUAAGAGAAGGGUAUACAUAUAAACAAGCUUGAUCGUUAUGGGACAGAAAUUCAAGUUUUACGACCUUUUUGUCUAAGGUUGGGGAAUAUCUUUUCCGAAAUUCAAAGCUACGUAAAAUGUACAAAAUUAGAUUACGAGACAGAGUACGGCUUACGAAGUAUCCUGUGUAUUUGGAUUGUUAUGCAUGUGUCUCCAAUCCUUUACAUUUGGUCGUUGUUCGUCGAUAGUCGUACCAAUUUAUUGUUAUCGAUUUAACGCUUAUUCUGCGAGAACUAAACGACGUGAUAAAUGUGCAUUGCAAAAUGUGUUUGUGUUUUAUUUUAACAUAGCUAUCGAUUAUUAAUCCCUCUGUUACAAUGUGAUUAAAUAAAAUCGUCGUGUAAUUAAA